Messenger RNA from Anopheles gambiae (African malaria mosquito), 1015 nucleotides. It is a transcript of the gene Ssk, whose product is annotated as protein snakeskin. The record is from RefSeq and is a predicted model, not a curated record. NCBI's taxonomy places the organism in Eukaryota, Metazoa, Arthropoda, Insecta, Diptera, Culicidae. The coding region runs from base 237 to 710 and encodes 157 amino acids. The transcript has 4 exons. Gene Ontology annotation, biological process: septate junction assembly.
UGAUAAGCAGGUGGUAUUGGUGACAACGAUAGUGAAUACAGAAAUGCGGUUAUGAGUAUCGUUCCCUGGGCAGAGUCAAUUCAACCGUUUCAUUCGUCAGAAGAUCCCAGUCCUCGCAUAAGCAGUGAAAAGAUUAAACAGCCAAACCGCUAAUUUGAGGUUACGCUACAGGUGUCGCAACAACAAGUGGUCAUCGUGGUCCUUCGCUGCUAUACGCAACUGUCCCACGCAUCAAAAUGGUGUCUGCGGAAACGAUUGGUUCCAUUUUUAUAAAAGUGUUCAAAGUGGUCAUCAACAUUGUAGUACUGAUCAUUUACCGAACGGGAUAUGGAGGAGAUUUCCUCGGUAUCGGUGGUACCUGGAACCUUAACGAGGAGAAGAGCCCAGAUGCAGAAAUCGUCGCGUCAGGUGUAUUUGUCGGCUUUAUCAUCUAUACCGGAGUGCAGCUACUUACUUUUGGUUUCGGUACCACCAAACAUAAGUACGAGCUUUCCGACACGAUCAUGAACGUGGUCGGUACGUUCAUGUGGGUUGCUGUCGGUGGUACUGCACUACACUACUGGCACGGUUAUCUAGCGGAGCACGACUUUGAAAACAUCACUUCCGAAAGAACGGCUGGAUUGGCAUUAGGUGCCUUGUGUGUCAUCAACGGAGCCCUCUAUCUAGCAGAUUCUGUGCUUGCCUUCAUUCAUUACACUAAAUAUGCCUAAUUUUAGAAUACACCAUAAGUGAACAUUGCUGACAUUGUUUAGAAUGUAGUGUUUGUACGAUUAGUGAGGCUAAGGAAUUUAUUAUAAUUACUUAGAUUCAUAUACUUUGGUAACUAUUAUACAAGAGAACGUAAUCCUUAAGGCAUUGAAGCGUAGCUCUAUGCUUCCUCAUAAUAUCCGCCCUUUUCAUGCAAAAGUUCAAUCCCACAACAACAAUAGCCUUGCAACAAUAAUGUUCAAAUGAUUCCUAUAAAUGACAAAUAAAUGAAAAGGUAGGAAUUACCACCGUACCACAAAAAUAACAA